GUUAUGAAUCGAGGAUUUAAUUAGGGCAUGAAAUAAAUAAGUGUAGUCUUUUCGAGGUUUAGGUCAAAUUGAAAUUGGGGAUUGGGUUUCGGUUUCGGAUACCGGACCCAAAAUAACCCGAACCCAGUAUAUUUGUAAAGUUAACGUCUUUUUUAACAACACAAGCAGUAGUAGCUAGUAGUCGUCUUCUUCCUUCUUCAUCUUGUUUGUUCGUCAUCGUUCUUGGAGCUUUGGUCUCCAUUCUCCAUUCUUCUUCCUUUUUUCUGUUUUCUAAUAAUUAAAACAAAAUGGGUAACUGUUUAUUAAAAUUGAAAGCUUUGAAUUGGAGGGAUGUUGUUCUUCCGGUUUGUUCCAUGCUGGGGAUACAGGUUGGGUCUUCAUUGAUGAGUUAUCUAACAAGAUUUUCACUUGAUUCUGGAACUCAACUCAUGGCAUGAACCCAUAGGUGUUACUAAGACUCAUCUUAUUUUCUGUUCUUGGGGUUACAUUGAAUAACUCGCUCUUCAGUCUAGGGGUCAAAACUCGAGUCCUACCAUCGCCAACGCCGUAAAUAAUGUGUUUCCUGCAUUGACAUUCGUCGCCGCGGUAUUAUUCAGGUUUGAAGAAGUACAUUUGAGGUCAAAUGCUGGGUGGGCUCAGAUUCUUGGAACGUUCCUUACGGUUGGUGGGGCCAUGACUGUCACCUUCUACACAGGGUUUCAACUGAAUGUAGAAAAUCCUGCAUAUGAUUUUAGCUACUUAAAUGGAUCAAGCACCCGCAGCGCAUCUGUUCUGGGUCCAUUAUUUAUAGCAUUAAGUUGCAUAUUACAGAAAGGACUUAGUGAUGACUUUCCGUAUCCUAUCACUAGCACUGCUGCAACUUCAAUGUUUUCCACUCUACAAUGUGCUAUUAUCGGGGUUAUUAUGGAUCAUGGCAGUGGUUGGUCAUUGCAGUCAAAGUUGAGACUGAUAUCUGUCAUUUAUAGUGGAGUCUUUGGUUCCGCGAUUGCAUGCCUUGUUACUGCCUUUUUCAUUGCGAAGAAAGGUCCUGUCUUUGUUUCAAUGUUCAACCCGCUAAGUUUGAUACUUGUGGCAGUCCUUGGCUGGGCCUUCUUGAAGGAAAAGUUAUAUAUUGGAAGCUUAUUGGGUUCAUCAUUAAUCCUUAUGGGAUUCUUCGGGUUCCUAUGGGGUAACUGGAAGGAGGCUAGGGCGAAGACUCAUAUGAGGAGUAUAUCAACAGGAGAUAUAUAGGCAGGCUUGGCAGAAGGCGAGAGUAGCAACCAUGAAGUGAAGGAAGUAAUAUAAACUAGGCCAGGAACAAAUCGAUAUUAAUCAUGAUGUGAAGGAAGAAGUACUAUUCUGGUCAUUUUAGAACUUUAUCUCAUAUUUAUUUUUGUCUAUAUUCUUAAUCCAUCAUCAAAUGAAAGAAUGACGAGACACUGUUAAUAAUAAAUUAUGUGCAGUUAUGAGUAAAGAAAAGACUAGAAAUUAUAUGCUAUGUCUCGGGCCUUUUUAACAGCUCUUUUAUAAUUUUCUGGCACCAUGAAAGUCCAGUGAAUCUA
Molecule: messenger RNA, 1541 nt
Organism: Papaver somniferum (opium poppy)
Lineage: Eukaryota; Viridiplantae; Streptophyta; Magnoliopsida; Ranunculales; Papaveraceae
Product: WAT1-related protein At1g09380-like
Exons: 7
Coding region: 673-1230 (185 amino acids)
Cellular component (GO): plasma membrane
Molecular function (GO): transmembrane transporter activity
Source: RefSeq, a predicted model, not a curated record